Ilex paraguariensis (yerba mate) is the source of this 1285-nucleotide messenger RNA. Lineage: Eukaryota; Viridiplantae; Streptophyta; Magnoliopsida; Aquifoliales; Aquifoliaceae. The record is from the annotation of a GenBank genome assembly.
CAACAUUAUGGCCCAAUAUUCCAGCCCAAGUUCAAGUUUGAACUUGGUGAGUAAAGAGCCGAAACGAAGCCCCUUUCCUCUGUCGUCCUUUUGGUUCGCGCGACUCCCGAUAGACCGAAGAAGCCACCACUGAUCGACGAAGACGAUACGCCACCAGCUCUCUCUCUCGAUCUCACUCCGGUGUCUGUUGCGUCGGCUAAGUUUGUACCGAGGGUUCAGCUAUUAGUUUUUUGAUUGUUUGGUAGCUUUUUUGUGCCCAAUGUUCAGCCGUUACUGCGUUUUUAUGGUUUCAUUUGUUUUCCAUUGUUUGAGCUCAUUAUAAACUCUUUUUAGUUCUUUCUUCACGAUGAAUUGAUGAAAAAAAUAGUCCGGUUGGGUUUUAUUAUGGUUGCAUUCGAUCACUGUCUAAUAAGCUAUUGGUACUUUUUUCUGUAUGCUAACUGUUUGAUGAAAUGCUUCAUUCGUGGAAUUGUGCUAAAAAUUCGUCUCACUACAAAUUUUUUGUGCUAUAAUCUAAUUUUGGUAACUGUUACUCAUAUUUUCGGAUAUGAAACUUGUAUAGCAUUAUAUGGUAAUUCAAUUUCGAUAAUUCCCUUAACUUGCUGGUUUUGCUUUAUCAAUUUGUGCAGCAAUUCAUUCACUAUUAUCAUGUUUGUGACAAGAGUUUUUGGGAGGACACUGUUUGCUGCAGCCAAAUCAGAAACUUCUGCUGCAGCUGCUACCACUUCUACGGCUAGGACAGGACACAACUCCCUUGAGCAGUUCUUUGAGGCUGAUAGGAGUCCCGAUGAGGACAAACCUGUUGUAUACGGUCGGAGCUGGAAGGCUUCUGAACUGCGGCUCAAGUCUUGGGAUGAUCUUAACAAGUUAUGGUAUGUUCUGUUGAAGGAAAAGAAUAUGUUGAUGUCCCAACGCCAAAUGCUUCAUGCUCAAAAUCUUCGUUUUCCUAAUCCAGAGCGUAUCCCCAAGGUAAGGAAGUCAAUGUGCCGAAUCAAGCAUGUACUUACUGAGAGAGCAAUUGAGGACCCCGAUCCAAGAAGGUCUGCCGAGAUGAAGAGAAUGAUAAAUGCUUUAUGAUGACAUGCAGCUUCUUUGUUCCUGUGGACACCGACUAGCGUUUAUUGGUAGACUGUGGUGUUGUUUGUUUUGCCCUUUUUUCUGUUCUUUUAGUGCUGAGGGAGGAUCCAAUGCAGCUACAGUUAUCUUUUGGCAAUACUGCAGAUACUAGUUAUUUGACAUUAUCUUUACUUUAUGAAUGGACAAAUUGCAAUUUGUUUUUAAAUAU